AUGAGCGAAAAUGGGACCCUUUCGAGUGUAUGGGACACUAAGAUACAACAGUUUCAUGGAGGUCAGGACUGGAAACAACUGGAUAAUUUUAUAGAGGAUUUCUCGGUCACCACCAACGCGUUAGGAACGCCAAAAAAUGCGUUAGAGGCGUCCAGAGAAGCUGUUAGUGACUUUGAGAAUCACCAGGAACCUGCAAAGACUUCCCUUGCUCAAUUUCUUUGGCCUGAUGAUUAUUCAAAACAUAAAGAUCGACUACUUCUCGGAAACGGUGCAAGUGAACUAAUCGAUUUGGUAAUACGUUCUGCUCCAAGCGGUCCUUGGAAACCAGGUCCUUGGGAUACUCAGUAUAAAGAGUAUCAGAGAUCGGCAGAAGCUAAUGGUCGAAAUGCCCUUCGCUCUCAAGACGGCACUCGAGCCACGCUUUUGUGCAUCGUAAACCCGUGUAACCCCACCGGAGAUUAUUUCAAUGUCGGAGAGUUAAAACAGUGGAUUAUUGAUAAUGUCAAAGAUGGGGGCGUCGUUAUCGUCGAUGAAUCAAUGCAACCUUGGUUAUCUUCCGAGUUUCGAUCUGAUUCUCUCACCUCUCAACACGAAUUCCUCGCCUCAAUUUACUUGGAAAAUGAUAUUUCUGUCUACGUCAUACAUUCUUGGACGAAGAUUUGGUCAUGCGCGGGCUUACGCCUAGGAUCCGUCGUGUGUCCCACUGCUAAGCACUGUGACGCAUUGAAAAAGAUACAGGUUCCUUGGAGUGUUAAUACCCCGGCAUUGGCAUUCUUAGAUGCAGUUGUUAAGGAUCACAAGUAUAUGGAACGAACAUGGGAGGUUACAACUAAAUGGCGCGCCGAAAUUAUUAACAGGUUAACAGUUCUCUCGAAAGCAAUUGUUGAAUUUCGUAAUGACGAAAAACUUGCCUGGACAUUUCAUGGUAAAAAUUUUUUGUCGUGGGUAUGGAUUGAUAUGAAGACCGUCGAAAUCGCCAAGGAAGCAGUGACCAAAGCCAAAAUUGCGGGCGUGCCUGUGAGGAGCGGUAAUCCCGGGUACAACCGACCGACCUUUGUCCGAGUGGCGGUCCGAGAGCUUUCUAAAGUGGAUUCAUUGAUUCAAGCAUGGAUUACAUUAGGGAUUCGAUGA
This is a messenger RNA of Acaulospora colombiana, 1131 nucleotides long. Lineage: Eukaryota; Fungi; Glomeromycota; Glomeromycetes; Diversisporales; Acaulosporaceae. The record is from the annotation of a GenBank genome assembly.